CGGGGGUUAAAAUCUAAACGAGGGGAAAGGAAAUAUGGUAAAAACAGAAGACGUAUCUACCAUGGCGGACAGCUGGAGAGCAGUGUUUGAGAGAAGCCGGUUGGUUCCGCCACCCAGCCAGACAGUCCGCCUGGCUGUGGAAAGCCACCUCACCCAGUCCCACGGCUUCCAGCUCACCCUCAGCCGGCUCACUGCAGCUCACCUCCCGCAGUCACAGGAGAUGCCAGAGGUGGAACAAGACUUGACCUACCAGCUGCGAGUGACCCUGUUUGAUAGAAAUCACCAGCACUUCUUUGGAAGAACAUGGAAGAGCCCACCGCUGAGGAUGAAAAACAACAAGAUGUCCUUCAACAAGGUCCUGUACUUCCAUACAUCUCUGCGGUUGCCCAGCACAGUGGUGGUUCUGGAGCUGGUGCUGUUGUCACCAAGGCCAGACGGUUCCCAGCAGGCCCUGGGUCGAGGCUUCACUGUCCUGGAGCUUUUUACCAACAGGCCUGAGGCUCAGGCUGCUGAUGGCGACAGGAGGCUGAAUCUACACCAUGGAUCACCAAGAAGCCUGCUCCAUCCCCUGCUGAAGGACACAGUUGACUACAGCAGUCUCCUGAAGACUAUUGAUGGUACACAUUUGGACUGUGUUGUAAAAAGACAUCCUGCAUUGGCUUCCAUGAUGCACCUCCUUCCAGAAAAUGUCCUUGUAUCUGGAGAUGAGAACAUUCCUGGGCUCGCAGUUUCUCCUACAGGAGAUGCUCUGCUGAGGCCUCAGCUGCUCAAGAUGCUGCCCUUCACCCUGAACAGACUGACUAUCUCCCUCCAGCCGUCCCUAGAGAAGUUUGAGAGCCAGCUGCUGCAGCUGAUCAAUGCCGACUGCCACAACACAAAACAACCAGGACCGGAGGGUACACUGAGGACAGUUGUCAUCCAAGAAAGGAGGCUCCACGUCGGUGUCCACAAUGGAUGGUGUUUCCUCAACAAGCCCCAAGUGGUGGUGCUGGAGCCUUUAGCCUCAGGGGCCAGAGGGCGAGCAGACAGCGCCUCCAAACAGAGCACUGCAGUCAAGGACAGCUCUACAACAUCAUCCCCCCCUCAGAUCCUGGGCCUUCGCAGCAGCCUGGAGCUCAAGAUGACCAAUCACCAGGCUUUGGCAAUUGUCUUCCAGCUGGAGUAUGUCUUCUCUGCUCCAGUGGGACGAGAGACUAUGCUGUCUGUCACCUCCUCGUCCCGAGCAGCCUUCUUGCAGUGUCUUCGUUGGGGGAUUUGGUGUCCCUUCCAGGAGCCCGUUGACUGGAAGGGGGAAGAGAUACAGCUUGUUCUGCAAGGAGGUGCAAAGCCAAACCCUCAUGGAGUCAUGGUCUACAGCACAGAGGUGUCUGCCAAGACUCAGAGCUCUGCGCCACUUUCAGCUCCAGGCACAGCUCAGGUGAAAGAUACGAUAACGUUUCGGCUGUCGUCCAGUCUGGAAAGGAAGACAUCCAGCCCUAAGGCGUCUUUGAGGACAAAGCAGGAAGAUAUGCCACGUCAGAGAAGAUCACCUUCAUCGCCCUCUCAGGGCCAGAAAAACGUCUCAGCAUCUUCUCCUCCAGAAUCUCCUCAAGGCCCCGGGCUCUCACUGUCUCAGCUGGCAGCUACAUCACGCUACCCGACCAUCAGCCACUCCAGCUCGGCGUUGCCGUGGCAACAGUCGUUUCCUUCUCUGCUCCAUCCUUCCCCGUUGGCAUCAGCCCACCAGCUGUCACAUGUCGCCUGCUCCGCUGUCAGCAACAUAGCCCACCUGGAAAUGGACCUUCAGCGGGAGGGGGGUGUGUCACCUUCAGCUCCGAAUGAAGGAGACCAACUUCAGGAGCUGCCCUUCACCCCUGUCCACGCCCCUGUCAUCACUCUGGGGAUGAAUGUGCCAAGUUCCUCCUCAGUCAGCUCCAGGAGUUCACUUGCCCACCUCUAUUCCGCCGGCUUUCCCGAGAUUGUGGACUGUAGCGGGCAGGUGGCGGAAGUCCUGGACCCCACAGAGCCAGUGACCUUUGACCCCCAGCGUGAAGAGGCAGACCUUCUACAGGGCAACCUCCUGGUGUUCCAGUUUCUGGCGUUCACCAGAAUACCAACGCCAGGUGCUGGUCCUGAUUGGCCCAACAACAUCUACUUCACCUUCCAGUUCUAUCGCUUCCCACCAGUCACGUCGCAGCAGCUCAAACUUCUGACCAGUGCCAAGGUUCAGCACAAAACUCGCGAGCCACUUCCCUGUGUCCUGGCUUCCAUCAACAAGGACGGCACUGUCAACUCUGGCUCUCCAGGUCUGCAGGUGCAGUUCAGAGUAGAUGAUGGGUUCCUGAAACCAGGAGAGAAACGCUGGUUCCUUCGCUACCUGGCCCUUCACACCAUGCACAUUGACAUCUGGGACAGCGACUCAUUGCUCCUCAUAGGAUCUACUGCCAUUGAGCUCAAGUAUAUGUUGCGUCAGGGUAGACCAGGAGUACAGGCCCUUCAAGAGGUGGAGGUGCUGACCACUGAUUACGUGGGAGAGGACACCCCACUGACGAGUGCAGACUUGGGUCGACACUCAGCCUCCGGGCCCAUGACGGUCCACACCGUUGUCAGGGGCCGGUUGCACAUACGCACGGGCAACAUUGGGUGCCCAGUAGAUCCUAGCAGGAGGAGGGCAGCAGACGUGAUGCCGUCUCACUCUCACAUCAUCACACCUCGCGAAGUCACCAGUGGCUUCAGAGGAGGAAGCCUGUCCUCCAGAAACGUCCUCCAACUCAAUGCGAGGAACACCGCACAAGCACACAGACUGGACCUAGAUGGGGAUCGUGGGCUGUUGUUCAGACACAGGAUCCGACAACCUGACAACAUCAUUCCCGGAGAGCUCAAGCUAAAUGAACCGGACGGUGGGCGCCGCAAGUUCGACUGCAUGGCUGCCGUGCAUCGGCGGGAGGGCAAGGAAGGUGUCAGAGCAGCUAAGGCCACGACCAAGGAAGCCCACCUGUCCAGAGAACUUCUUCAGAUCAAACCCAGCGAAGAUCUCAGCAAGGCACAGAGCAUUGCCAACAUGCUGAGCCAGGCCAUCACCACCCAACACGUCCUCUACGCCAGCCUGGGCUCCGCUGAGUACAUGGAGUUUGUCCUUAAAAAUCCCUUUAAUGUACCUCAGACUGUCACCAUCCACAGUGAUGACCCUGAGCUCAGUGUCAUCACCAACACAGAGGAGUGGUUCUACUUCAAAGCACUAACCAAAACUCCUACUCCACUGGAAGAGAACAUGUUCCACUUGGAGGUGGGUGCCCCAGGUCCCAAGGUUUACCUACGACCCAAAGAGAGCAUCCAUAUUCCCCUGAAAUACCAGAGCUUCCUGUGCGACCACACCAUGGCCCUUCAGGGACCGAGCUUCUUACCUCCAGGCAAAGGUUCUCAGGUGGCCAAGAGGAAUCUGUCCAAUAUUGUUGCUGCCAAAACUAUCAAGGUUACUUUCAAAGCAGAAGACGACAAGCCCAUGGCCAUCUGCCAGGUGAACGUGGAGCCAACACCCCAUGUGGUCGACCAGACUUUCCGACUUUACCACCCUGAGCUCUGUUUCCUUAAGAAGGCCAUCCGCCUGCCGCCCUGGCACGACCCCACAGUUGGAGACCCAGAUGCCACAACCUACAUUUCCGUACGCUGCAGUGACCCCAACAUCAUCUGCCAGACAAGGAUGCUGGUGCCAGGGGAGCCUCAGGAUGUAUACUUGAAAGUGCCAGGGAGUCCCAGUCCACACAUAAAAAUGUUCUUUGUGAUGGUUUUCACUGAUAAGUGGAUGGCAGCGCCCUCCCAGAUCUGGCAGAUUUACGUGCAUUUCCUGGAGCGGGUGGAUGUCAGCUGUGUGACUGGCCAGCGGACCUGUCAAUCACUGGUGCUGAGGGGAAAGCAGGCUGUUCGCAAGGUCAAGUGUUUCUCAUCACACCCCAAGGAGAUUGAGGUGGAUCCAGAGGGUGUGUUUGUUUUGCCUCCAGCAGCGGUGCAGGAGCUCCAGCUGAAUGUGCAGCCAUGGCGGGCUGGCAGCCGCUUCCUGUAUGUGAAUGCGGUGGAUGUGGAGAACCAGCGACUAGUUACCGCCUGGCUGCUCUGUCUCAAUGUCCAUCAGCCUGUGCUGUCCAAGGCAUUUGAAGUGUGUGUCCCAGUCGGUGGUGGGCGUGGUAGCUCAAGGAAAAUCACCUACACCAACCCCUACACCAGCAGCCGCAAGUUCCUGCUGCGCUCCGACCAUCCAGACCUGCUCCAGUUCAAAGAGGAUGAAUUCCAGGUCAGGGGGGGAGAGAGUUACACCAUUGGACUGCGAUUUGCCCCCAGCCAGAGUCCUGGCUCAGUGGAGAUCCUGGUCUACGUGAACAACCUGGAGGAGAAGACAGAGGAGACGUUCUGUGUGAAAGUCAACUACUCAUGAACUGAUAUUUGUUUGCUUCAAACGCAGAGUAAAACCGCUUGCAAUAAGUGUUUAAAAUGUGUUUUCCGAGUGUGUAUUU
Toxotes jaculatrix (banded archerfish) is the source of this 4487-nucleotide messenger RNA. It is a transcript of the gene nphp4, whose product is annotated as nephronophthisis 4. NCBI's taxonomy places the organism in Eukaryota, Metazoa, Chordata, Actinopteri, Toxotidae. Gene Ontology annotation, biological process: protein localization to ciliary transition zone; negative regulation of canonical Wnt signaling pathway. The transcript is spliced from 30 exons. Gene Ontology annotation, cellular component: cytoskeleton; ciliary basal body; ciliary transition zone. The coding region runs from base 35 to 4408 and encodes 1457 amino acids. The record is from RefSeq and is a predicted model, not a curated record.